AUGAAUUACUCCAACUAUGCUGGCCACCAAUCCCAGCCCUACUCGAUGUACGGGCUGCCAACCCCCGACCAACAACCACCGCAACAGACUGAGGACUCCCUCAACGAUCCAUUCUCUAUGCAGCACCACAAUACCUACAAUCAAUACUUCCCCGGACUGGAAGGCUCCCUGCGCAUCGACCCCUCAUCUUUUGUCCCGCCGCCACAUUCACCACCAGACUCUUUCACCAAACAUUCCGUCUCGAGUAAUGACUUCAACAAUUCAAAACUCGACCCGCCCUCAAUCGACGGCGAUGAAAAUCAUUUCGCGGAUGCUGGUAUCGCCCGCAGCAGCAGUGAAGAGAAAGAAUCCAUGACACCGGCGCAAACCAAGCGCAAGGCGCAGAAUCGUGCAGCUCAACGAGCAUUCCGCGAAAGGAAAGAACGUCACGUCAAAGACCUCGAAGACAAAGUCAACUCUUUGGCCGAAGCAUCAAAUACCCUCCAAGCCGACAACGAACGUCUAAAGCGCGAACUAGCCAAAUUCGCAACAGAAAAUGAAAUUCUACGCGUAACAUCCGGCUCUAUGAACGGUGGCGGCCCACAUAACCCCGCCAGUAGAGAACAGCCUCCCGUCACCGGUCCCAUGAAAUACUCCCCUACGGAUUUCUAUUCCACAUUGAUGCCCGAAGGGUCUGGAUGGGGUCCCGCGCCAGGGAGUAGUGCCAACGCACCACCGGCUUCGCAUCGGGUGAUGGUCUGUCAGAUCACGGGCGAGAGAUUACUUGAUGCGGGUGCGACCUGGGAUUUUAUUCAGUCGCAUGAGUCUUAUAAGGCGGGGCAGGUUGAUAUUGGGGAUGUUGCUGAUCGCCUUAAGGGUAUGGCCCAGUGUAAUGGGCAAGGACCUGCUUUUAAGGAGGGUGAAGUUUUGAGGGCUAUUGAGGCGAGUGUUGCUGACCGGGAUGAGUUGAUUUGA
Messenger RNA from Penicillium longicatenatum, 954 nucleotides. It is a transcript of the gene rsmA, whose product is annotated as putative bZIP transcription factor (Fcr3). Gene Ontology annotation, molecular function: DNA-binding transcription activator activity, RNA polymerase II-specific; transcription cis-regulatory region binding. Lineage: Eukaryota; Fungi; Ascomycota; Eurotiomycetes; Eurotiales; Aspergillaceae. The coding region runs from base 1 to 954 and encodes 317 amino acids. Gene Ontology annotation, cellular component: RNA polymerase II transcription regulator complex. The transcript is spliced from 3 exons. The record is from RefSeq and is a predicted model, not a curated record.